GUAUGAUAAUUUUAAUUAAACUGAAUUCCCAGAUUCACACACCUGUGUACUUUUUCCUCAGCCACCUCUCCUUCAGUGACCUUUGCUAUUCUACAGCAAUUGGACCCAGGAUGCCGGUAGGCUUCAUUGCCAAGGACAAGUCAAUUCCUGUCUAUGGCUGUGCUCUGCAAUUUUGGAUCUUCUGUAUCUUUGCAGAUUCCGAGUGUCUGCUGCUGGCAAUGACGGCGUUCGAACGGUACAAGGCCAUUAGCCACCCCUUGCUCUACACAGUCAACACGUCCAACAGGAUGUGCUCCCUGCUCAGGGCAGGGGCUUACAUGGUGGGGAUUAUGGGUUCUUUGAUAAAUACAGCAUUAAUAUUUCACUUAUGUUUCUGUGGGUCAAAUGAGAUUAAUCAUUUCCUCUGUGAUGUCCCUCCUCUCCUUUUGCUGUCUUGCUCAGAUACGCAGGUCAAUGAGUUAGCGAAAUUCAUUAUUUCUGGGCUUUUGGUGUCUUAUUGUUAUAUCAUCCCGACAGUGAUAAGGAUCUGCUCUGCUGAAGGGAGGUGCAAAGCUUUCUCUACCUGCACUUCCCACUUAACGGCCCUUGCAAUUUUGCAGGGAAAAGUGCUCUUCAUUUAUUUCCAGCCGAGUUCCACCUACUCUCUAGAUCAGGACAAAAUGGCCUCAUUGUUCUCCACCCUUGUGAGUCCCAUGUUGAACCCUCUGAUUUAUAGCCUAUGGAACAAGGAUGUGAAGGAGGAUCUGGAAAAACUUAAAAAUCAAAGGUACUCCCAUUGA
Molecule: messenger RNA, 779 nt
Organism: Galeopterus variegatus (Sunda flying lemur)
Lineage: Eukaryota; Metazoa; Chordata; Mammalia; Dermoptera; Cynocephalidae
Product: olfactory receptor-like protein OLF2
Exons: 3
Biological process (GO): G protein-coupled receptor signaling pathway; sensory perception of smell
Cellular component (GO): membrane
Molecular function (GO): G protein-coupled receptor activity; olfactory receptor activity; odorant binding
Source: RefSeq, a predicted model, not a curated record